GGCAGGACGAACCAAGAAGUGCCGCCACGUGACGACGAAUGGAGGAACCAGGGCCAGUGCUAUCAUCGGGAGGAAUCGCGCACGGACGAGGCCACAUGAUGGAGAACGACAGGAACAGCGAGCUGACCGAGAUGUGCCACUUCAACGGGUGCGCCGAACGCGUCCGACCCGGGACCCGCAAGUGUGCCUUUCAUCGAAAGAAGGGCAUCUGCCAUAUUCACAACUGCCACAACCAAGUGUACGCCCGUGGUCUGUGCGUCCGCCAUGGCGCACGGAAGCCCUGCAACUUUCCAAAGUGUGAGGGGUACGCACGAAACGGAGGGUUCUGCACGAGGCAUGGCGACCGACACCCGAUCAAGCUGUGCUCCGUUCAAGGAUGCCAGAACAAGGCACAUGCGCGGCAAAAGUGUGUGCGGCAUGGCGGUGGCCAAAAGUGCAAAGCAGACGGAUGUGACAUGCAUGCGCGGACAGGGGGGUGGUGCUCCCGCCACACGCCCAUGGAUGACGCAGAUCGGUACAGAAUCAAGCCAUUUCGACCCCCCACUUUGGAACAUACCAAGCCGUGCGCAGGCAUUUCAAUGCACGACAUUUGUCACUUGCUGUCAGCGUCCUACGGCCUCCCAACGCUGGUCAACAUGAACUUGGCUCAGUCGUGCACCGCCCUGCCGUCGAUCAAGCUCUCGUCCGACAGCAAGCCUUACUUCAUCGUGCAUGACUUUCCAGACGACGACGAAUUGUCGGAUCAAGAGACAUGUAAUGUGGCCGUGCGUCGAGUGUAAACACCCCAAUUUAGAGGUAUCCCAGAUAUGACACGAGCAACGCUGGGGCCACUGCAGUGUACAGUGUGUAAAAGCCACCACUCGGAUCGAGUAUGCCUUGCCCCAGUCAUGCUUCCUAUCGGAUGUACUUUGGCGCAGGAUGUCUCCUGGGUUGUGUUGAAGUCGUCGGGUGCGGAUGAUGUGCAGCGUGAUCUGGUGCAUCCCACCCCGAGUCGCGUUCAUUCGUGUGGGUGCGUGGUGAGAACAACUCCACUCACGGCAUCGACCGCCGAGACAGAGCUUGCUUGGAUCGAGUUGCGUCCAUGGCAAUGCCGCGUCGGCUGUCGUUCGACGAUUCAUUCGUUUCACUUGGGACAGUGGACUGUGGUAGUAGUGCUCGUGGGAAAUGCACGGGGUGUUGGAGCCCAUCCUCGUCGGCCAUGGCUGCGAAUUUCAGGGGCAAUUGCCGUCCGUGGCGUUGUUGGAGAAUUCCUUCGUGUCUGCACUGGCGGUCGGUGAUAGGCAGCACGGGGUCACCGCGGGAGGUUGCGCUCUCCGAGUUGGCAUGCACAGUCGUAUUGAUGCGUUCGUCUAGUCGCUCGUGUCACUGGCACUGUCGUACAUCAUGUCAAAAGUACUUCCCUUCCCUUCGCUGCGCAGGGCGUAGAAGAUUCCGGUGCCCCAUUGACUUCACUUGUUUGGGGCACAUGUGUUCCUUCAAACACCAUGAUGUGAUCGUCGUCCAGCGCCAUGUCGAGGCGAUGGGGAUCAUGAGCACGGUGGAUCCUGUACACUCUUGGCGGGAUCACGCGCUGCAAGUCCUAGUCCGUUUCGUGGUCCGUCGCUUUAUCCUUC
Messenger RNA from Aphanomyces invadans, 1613 nucleotides. RefSeq lists its product as hypothetical. The transcript has a single exon. Bases 39 to 779 code for a protein of 246 amino acids. Lineage: Eukaryota; Oomycota; Saprolegniomycetes; Saprolegniales; Verrucalvaceae. The record is from RefSeq and is a predicted model, not a curated record.